AGCAGCAACAGCAGCAGCAGCAGCAGCAGCAAUAACAAUAAUAACAACAGCAACAACUACGGCGGUAUGAUGGAUGCCGAAACACUUGCAGCCGCUACCCCUCAAUACAGUGCCUGGCGCAACUAUAUCACAGGGGUGCUACAAGACAAAUACAUGCUUCUCAAGACCGAGCAUCUGGUGGGCCUAUUUAGCCUUGUAUUCAUCAAACACGAGCAACAGAUGCGCGCCAAAGACUGCCACUCGACCGUUGUGAAAACCGGACUUAAGGUGAUGAACAAAUGCUGGCACGGCAACAAGGGGGCCACAGCGAUCCGACUCUCGCUCGACGACUCGAGUCUAUGUUUUGUCAACUGUCAUUUAGCAGCAGGCCAAUCCCGGAUCGAGCAACGCAACGCAGACGCAGACGGAAUCUUCAAAACGGCCAAAUUCGUCUACAACAACAAGAGCCAUUAUGACGAUGAUGUCAUUAUCCUGGAUCAUGAGCAUUGUUUUGUCAGCGGCGAUUUGAACUACCGACUCGACACAUGGACGCGUCAGGAUGUGUUGGACUGGCUCAAGGAAGACAAUCGCCGCAGUAUGGCGUACCGUGAACUCCAGCUGCAUGAUCAGCUUUACAAACAGCGACAGCAGAAUCCAUUGUUGAAACUGGCCCUGUUUCGUGAAGCAGCACCAAUCCGAUUUGAUCCCACGUACAAGUAUGAUCCAGGCACGGACCAGUAUGACACUUCGGACAAGCAGCGUGUGCCUGCGUGGUGUGACAGGAUCUUGUACCGCAGCAGCACAACAUCUUGUGAAUAUUAUCGUCGUCAUGAGGUAAAAGCCUCGGACCAUCGGCCGAUCAGUGCUGGUUUCGAGGUGGCUGUCAAGACCGUGCGUCGUGGGGACUGUGAAAAGACGGCCAAGGUGGUUGCUCAAGCGUGGGAUAGCAAGCUGGCGUUGAUCGUACAAGAAUGCAAAGCCCGCUAUGUUGCUGAUAUAAGCAACAGCAGCAGCAGUACUAGUCUGGAGGAGGCACGACGUCAGCUAAAGAUGAAAGGAUGGAAUGUGCAACGUGUCAUCGAUGAGCACUCCGGGUAAAACCAACGACGGUAGUAGCUACUUGUUAGAGACAGUGAUUUGGAAAAAAUUCUGCGCUGUAUUUAAUUUAUAGUGUGGGUUUUCUGUAUGUGUCUUGUAUGAGAAAGAUUAGAGUUAAAGAAAAGGAGAAUAUAAAAUUUACGGCAAAGUCCUGAAAAUUUCCGUGGCGCCGAAAAAAAAAAAAAAAAA
This is a messenger RNA of Zychaea mexicana, 1266 nucleotides long. RefSeq names its product Endonuclease/exonuclease/phosphatase. Gene Ontology annotation, molecular function: phosphatidylinositol-4,5-bisphosphate 5-phosphatase activity. The record is from RefSeq and is a predicted model, not a curated record. The transcript has a single exon. Lineage: Eukaryota; Fungi; Mucoromycota; Mucoromycetes; Mucorales; Lichtheimiaceae. Bases 67 to 1077 code for a protein of 336 amino acids. Gene Ontology annotation, biological process: phosphatidylinositol dephosphorylation.